Mercenaria mercenaria is the source of this 3283-nucleotide messenger RNA. Its product is annotated as pleckstrin homology domain-containing family B member 2-like. Gene Ontology annotation, cellular component: membrane. The coding region runs from base 717 to 1265 and encodes 182 amino acids. The transcript has 5 exons. Gene Ontology annotation, biological process: regulation of cell differentiation. NCBI's taxonomy places the organism in Eukaryota, Metazoa, Mollusca, Bivalvia, Venerida, Veneridae. The record is from RefSeq and is a predicted model, not a curated record.
CACUUAUUAAAAGGAACAGUUGAAUCAGGAAUAGAUUUUGUACUGUAAUUUGACAUUUUGAGUUUGUUAAGGAUUGUUUGAUAAAGAAAACUGGACAAACUAAUUUUUGAAGGUGGUAAAAUUUGUUUUGCUUAUACUUAUUGAAACAAAUUCUUGAUGCAACUAAAGUAAGAAACAAGACAAAAGAAAUUUCUAUAAGAACCUACAUUUUCUUUUGAUUUCAACUGAAUUUGGUCUAUUCAAAUUCAUUACUUUGAAAGUUAGACAUCAUUUGAAAAAAGGACAAAAUGGAGGUGCUGGUUCUCAGAUUUUCAUUUUUCUAACACUUAGAUAAAAAAAAAAAGGCAACAUUAUCCAUUCAAUGAAAAUUCUGUUUUAAUUCUUUUUAAAUUCUAAUAUGACAUUGUGUUUUAUGCAGAGUUUACAAUUCGUACAGUUUGUACAAAGUUCAUAAAAAAGGGUGUUUGGAAAGAAUGAAAAUAGUUGUGCAUGCAAUUGAAAUACAAAGACCCAAGUUGUAAGAUUUAUUUAGCAUUGAUAAUUAUAACUUUUUUCUUUUCAUUCUUCAAAUAUAUAUGCAGUUAUUGAAUAUUGAUGAAGACAACAGUUACUGUACUGAUGAACAUGUGAAAAUAAUAUCUGUCCAAGGAAAAAACACAUAAAUAUUUUCUGUUGUGCAUUUUGUGUGAGAUGUUGUGCACGAGACACAUGUCACCAUGGAAUCUUUAGUGACAGGAGAGAAGGAUGUGAUCAUACUUAAAGCGGGAUGGGCUUUUAGACAGAAACCAUUGUUUAAAAAAUGGAAGAAGACAUGGCUGGUGGUCAGUCUGGGAGGAAAUCUGAAAUGUUUCAGCAGUAAACGUAACUCUAGUCCACAGAAAACAUGGAACCUUAGACAGGAUCUGGUCAUCAUAAAGUUUGGAAAACAGUGCCGGACAUUGCUUCCCCCACCAGAUGUUGACUGUAAUUGUCUGUUUGAGCUGCAUUUCACUGGAGGAAAAAAACUAAGUCUUUGUGCCAAAGAUAUUGAUAGUGCCAAAUUAUGGAUGCAAGCAUUGACCAGAGCCCAGUCGGACAGGGAGUUGCCCACCCCAAAAUAUUCUCGGAAAAAUAGAACCAAGGAAGAUGAACUGAAGGAAGAGAGUUUAAAACAGAAUGAGAGACAAACAAAAUUAUGGUACAGGUUUCUGUGUUGUGGAGGCAGCAAUCAAGUGAAGAAUUUCACCACACCUAGACCUCCAGAAUCCAAAAGCUCAUGGACAUAACCCUUGUCAAAAUAAGUUCUUGACAAUUCCUCAUCCUAUUUGUUAAACAUAACUUUUCGAAAUUUUCUUUAGGACAUAGUUACUUCAAAGUCCACUGUAUUUUCAUGACAUUGUGGUCUUUGUGAAAACUGUUGAUAUGGAUCCGAUUUGUUUUCACUAUUCAUUACCUUUGUCUAAGGGUGGCCACAAACUUUGAACAAAAUGUAAAUCAUUCACACAUGCUUUUAAAUGCUUGUUUUGGGAAGCAAGACUAAAUUUCCAAUUUAAUUUUGUAGAUAAUGUCAAAUCCUUGAAACAGCCUAAGUACAGAAAAUCAUUUUGAAAUCAGUGAAAACCAUUAUUAGAUUGUAGAGACUGACUUUCUAGAAUUUUUUAUCCUUGUUAAUUCACAUUAUUAAAUCCCAGUGAACACAAUGUUCCAUUUAAUUUAAUUUCUUUUAAAUUCAUAUGUUUACAGGGUGGCCAACCCAUAUGACAUUUUGGUAUCAUACAAAUGUAGAAAAUCAUUGAUUCUGGAAACAUUUUGCUUGUAAUUUCCUGUUAACUUGAAUGAUUUUAGAAAGAUGAGAAAUGUUGAAGACAAAGGUGUCGAAGACGGGAAAAUGAGCGCUUGCCUCAACAUGAAGCAUCUGCCAGACGUUCUCGGUACUUUUCUCGAACACUUUGUUCAAAUGUGUUUUCUAAGAAGCCAUUGUGUAGGUAAUGUACAUGCUGGGAUUUGGGCAAUGCGUUUGAAGAAAGUAUAGAGAAUAUGUGGCAUACACUUUGUGCCGAGGAAAGCAGUCGUUUUCCUAUCCUUGAUGCUAUUCAUCUUAUUGAAAUCCAUCUAGUAAUAAAAAAGUUUGAUAUAAGCAAAAAUGAUACCUGAAUUGAGCUAUUUUUCCUCAUGUGAAAGAUACCGAAAAGUCACGUAGGCUGGUUAUCCUAUGUUUAUAUUCCAGUGAAAUAGCUGUUUUUGUCAGAACAAACAUGUGCAAGAAUGAGUAUGUAAAUGAAUUUUAUUAGGGAUAUUUCUUUCCAUAACAUCUUACAAUUACUAUUUUAUCCCACCUAGAAUGACCAGAUAAUAUCUUAAAGGGUAGUGGGAAAUCCAGCGCCCAGUUUGGUUUAAGCUCCCUCUGAUUUGCAUUUAAAAUUUAUCAAAGCCCUGUACCAGACUGUCACAUCUCCAUAGUAACCUGACAUCACACUGAUGCCAACAAAACGUUACAAUUUAAUUACCAACAAAAUGUUUUUAUUUCAACAAAAAGGACACUCUGACAUAUGUUUUUAUGAUACACAAAAAUGCUGUUUACAAUGAUUUUUGUAAAAUGAAAUGUAAAUUUUUUGACCGAGUUGUAGGCAUUUGCCUCAACGGGCUCAAAUUAUUGUUUAAAUUGUUUUUCCAUCACUGAUAUAAUAAAUCAUAAUACAACCAGAAAAAAAUGUUUGUUACAUUUAUUUUACAAAAUUAAAGCACAUGGAACACUCAAUAACACAUUCAAAUAUAAUUUUAGUAACACAUGUUUUGAAUUUCAACAUGUAUAUACAAUGGCAUUCUUUAAUAAUAAACAGUACAUGUUGUGUAUUUUAAAGCUAUACCAACAAUUCACAAAAAAACCCUCUUAUCAUCAGUAACCUUCUGUGAAAAAAUACAAUAAAGUGUAGAAUGGAUAUUUCUAGUAUCAAUUUUAUUCCUGAUUUAAUAACGAAUUUGCAACUGACACUUCCGCAUUUUAAGAAAUAGUUGGGUUAUAUUCAAAUGGGUACAUAGUAAAACUGCUGUUUGUGUUAUAUAAAUAUCACAUAUACUAGAGUAAGUUGGCAGAUAUUGUGAAUCUGAGAAAUGUAUAAUGUAAAUCAAGGGGAUUGCAGAGGUUGUUUUUCUUCAAGUGUUUGAAAUAUCUGCCAACAUACUCAGAUGUUUGUGAUAUUUGUUUUACUAUUCAACUAGAAUUUUGUCCAUAGAACACGGAUGCCCCCACAUACCACACAAUUUCAUAUAAAGGUCCUUCACCUGAGCAACUUUGAAAGCAUUC